UUGACAGGAAAACAUGGCGGACGAGGAUGCAAACACUACAGUUGUGGGCGAAGACUCUCCUGCAAAAGAAGAAGGACCAGAGACAACGGGACCUGGACAAGAUGAAGUGGCCAACGGUACCGACGAGGUACGGCAGGACAAACCGGCAGACAGCUCGUGGUCGGCGCCGAUUUUUUCGUUUGCUCGUAAAGCGACGGAGACGCUGAGCAGUGUAAAUAACUACAGCGCUGGCUCACAUCAACACACCUCUGAUCACAUCAAACCAGCAGGUAUGAAGGAUCCCAUGGCAGUGGAGAGGUCAAACCUCCUCAGCAUGAUGAAGCUCAGCAUUAAGGUUCUCAUCCAGUCUUCCCUCAGUCUCGGACGGACGCUCGAUUCGGAUUAUCCACCCCUGCAGCAGUUCUUUGUGGUUCUGGAGCACUGCCUUAAACAUGGUUUGAAAGCAAGGAAAUCUUUCAUCGGUCAGAACAAAUCUAUCUGGGCUCCAUUGGAGUCGAUAGAGAAGCUUUGCCCGGAGUCAGCUGACAUCGCCACCAGUGUGCGGGAUAUGCCCGGACUCAAGACAGGACUCGGACGAGCUCGAGCGUGGAUGCAUUUGGCUCUCAUGCAGAAAAAAAUCGCAGACUACAUGAAAGUUCUUAUAAAUAGGCGAGACCUUCUUGGAGAGUUUUAUGAGGCCGGCUCUCUUAUAAUGGAAGAGGAAGGGGUCGUGAUUGUGGGCAUGCUGGUGGGUCUCAAUGUGAUCGAUGCCAAUCUGUGUGUGAAAGGAGAAGAUCUGGAUUCUCAGGUGUGUGUCAUUGAUUUCUCAUUGUACCUGAAAGAUCCACAAGCUACUGAGACCAAACAAGAUGAUACAAAAAUGACAGCCAUCCUUGACCAGAAACAUUACAUUGAAGAGCUGAACCGCCAUCUCAGCUGCACGGUGACGGAUCUUCAGGCCAAGAUGGACUCGCUGGAGAAGACCAACGGCAAACUCAUUGAGGAGCUCACAGCGGCCACAGACUGAAUCAACGCUCUGCGUGAGGAACACGAACAACUUCGUGAGGAAAGUGCGAAUAUUCUCCAGAACAGUCAGAGGAAAGAGGAGGUGACACUUCAGGACAGUCAGGUGGAGUUGGAAACAUAUCGGCAGACGCGGCAGGGUUUGGAUGAAAUGUACAAUGUCGUUUGGAAGCAGUACAAGGAGGAGAAUCGAAUCCGGCAGGAGCUGCAGAAGGAGUUGGAACUACAGGGAGGUCUGAAGCAGGAAAUGGACGUGGCCAUGAAGCUUCUGGAAAAGGACACUCAUGAGAAACAGGACACGCUGGUUGCACUGAGACAGCAGCUGGAUCAGGUCAAGAAACUUAACCUACAGAUGUUCAACAAGGCACAGGAGUCGGACCGAGUGUCACAGAAAAAAGAGGAGGAGAUGCUACAACUUGAAAAGAAGAUGAUUCGGAUGGAGGCGGUCAUGAAAGAACUGGAGCAGAGGCUUCAAAAUUCCGAGAAUGUGCGCAGAAACGCAGACGAGAGCCAAAGCGAGCUGAAAGCAGAGAUGAAAGGGAAAGUAAACGCCCUGCAGAAGCGUCUCGCUGACCUGGACACGCUCAGGGCGGGACUGGAGUCGGAGCUGAGCAAUGAAAAGGAACAGCGACAGAAGCUGCAGAAAGAGCUGCAGAGAGAACAGGACAACAGCGCAGAGCUGCGCACACAGCUGCAGCAGCUGCAAGGCCUGCAGACGGAACUGCUUGAACUUCGUCAGGAGAAGAAACAGCUUCAGCAGCUCUGUGAGGAGCAGGAAAAGGCCCUGCAGGAGAUGGGCCUUCAUCUUAGCCAGUCCAAACUAAAGAUGGAGGACUUUAAAGAAGUCAACAAUGCCUUGAAGGGUCAUGCCUGGCUAAAGGACGACGAAGCCACAAAUUGUAAACAAUGCCAGAAAGAGUUUUCAAUCUCCCGGAGGAAACACCAUUGCAGGAACUGUGGAGACAUCUACUGCAACAGUUGCUCCAGUAAUGAGCUCGCCCUGUCCUCGUACCCCAGACCGGUCCGCGUCUGUGACAUCUGUCAUUCUCUUCUGCUCCAGCGGAGCUCCAUCGGCUCCUGACGACACUCACAUCCGCUGAUCGUGUGCGUGUAGAACUACAGAUUUGUUUUGGUAGUUUAUGAUUAACAGUCAAGGUCAUGCGUUAACUAUGCCUUGGCAUAUUUGGUUUGUUUGAUUAAAACCUUGUUGUCAAAUCGUACGCAGUUUUUGCAGGGUGAUUCUAGGCCAUAACAACAGUAAAAUUAGAAUGAAUUCUUGUAUUUUUAUUGAUAGUCUCCAUUUUAGGGAGAGAACUAACACAUCUGAGCCUUUCAAGCGUUCACCUUGGGUGGAUGCAGAGGAUUUAUACGCUAUGCUUUUUUGAUCUUGUUGAAAUAUUGUCAAUAUUUGUAAUCUUUUUUAAAUUUGGAUUAGGGAGCAUUGAAGUCCAAUGCAUGUGUUUUGCGUGAUUGUUUAAGGAGACUCAAUGCAAUUAUGCCAAUAUUUUAUCAGUUUAUUUUCAGUGUGUGUGUGUACUAUAAAGAUUUAAUCCACAAACUGUUGUGCAUGUCAGACUUGUAACAAACAACACCAGCUCAUGAGGUAGCAGUGCUCUCAUUGGUCAAAAAAGGUGGACCAGUUACUAUAAAAAAUGAGUAGAAUAAUAAGUAUUUAGGAAAUAAAUACAAAUAAGCAAAUCUUUUAGAAAACUAUUAUUUUGUCAAGAAUAGUUUGACUGAAUGAUUAACUUUACAAUAAGGUUUGGUGUGUUAACAUUUGUCAAUGCAUUACCUAAUAUAAACUCAAAAUGACCAAUACUUUUAAAACCGUAUGAGCUAAGUUCAUUUUAAUUUUACCAUUUACCCUUACAUUUUUCCAAUCAAAAGUUGUAAUUAUUAACAUAAGUGAACUAACAUUAAUAAUUGUAUUAACAUAAACAAAGAUUAAUAAAUGCUGAAAACUAUAUUGCACAUUGUUAGUUAAUACUUUUGUUAAUGUUAACAAAUACAGCCUUAUUGUAAAGUAUAAACUGAAUGGUUUUGUAAACGAUUUGCAUAAACUUUGUUCUGCUCAUCAAAGUCCAAACUAAAGUGAAUUUUUCUUGAAUCCAAAACAAAUAUUUUAUGGUAUUAACUGUAUGCAAAACUGAAAAGCAAAUAGAUAUUUUCAAUUUUUUAACAUUAAUUCACUCAAACUAAUCAAAGAUAAAACUUUUUAUGUGACUUUUUACACUCUGAAUAUAAAAGUAUAUUUUAGAUUGUAAGGCAAGUUCCUAUGUUGUACCUAGUGAGAAUGCUUUAUUUGUCUCCUGUU
Molecule: messenger RNA, 3316 nt
Organism: Triplophysa rosa
Lineage: Eukaryota; Metazoa; Chordata; Actinopteri; Cypriniformes; Nemacheilidae
Gene: rufy1
Product: RUN and FYVE domain containing 1
Exons: 17
Biological process (GO): regulation of endocytosis; protein transport
Cellular component (GO): cytoplasm
Molecular function (GO): metal ion binding
Source: RefSeq, a predicted model, not a curated record